AUGAAACUCAUGACUGCGGGUUUGUUCAAAGAUCACUGGUUUCCAAUCAUGGUUGAAGUAGUCAAUGACAAUUUCACCAUCACAACAACAUAUGAUAUGACGCCGGCAGUAACAGCAUGGAUCAAGGCUGAGAUGCUGGAAGAAUAUCAGCAGGCAAGUGGAACACACAUGCCCCAUGCGUUUGCCAAUGAUUGUGGAUUUCAGACCAUUGCAUGGAUCAUCAACCAAGCAUUGGAUCCGGACAGCAACCGUGCAAUCUCUCCCGAUGAAGCUGAGUCAUGGAGAAAGAAUUUUGCUCACCAUCUGGUCUUGUCAGGAGCACAUGAUCCACCAGUAUAUGCUUUGCCGCUUGGAGGAACAUCUGACCAGCACUUGCCAGCACUACGAGAACUCCUCGAAAAGCACGGAGUGAAUAGCAACAGGUCAUCACAAGCUGCACAAGCUUUGACGCAAAAGCUGGGAGCCGAUGUGAUCCAACGCACAUUACAAUCACCAAAGCCAUGGCAGGACUUGAAAGCAAGAGCAUCACAGUUGAAGCCUCCUUUUCGAAUUGUCUUGAGUGAAGAACUUCAAGCCAGUAUCGACAGCAAAAUCGCAUCGGGACAAGCCGUUGGCAGAAAGCAACACAAAGCAAAACAAUCCAAGCCGCAGGAACCCCAGCGCCUCAUUGCCGAUCAGGUCCAGAUCCCCAACACGAUCUUCCAGCAAGCCGAUGGAGUCCUUUUGCAACAGAUUUCCCCUAGCCAAUUCAAAGCCCAAUGCAAAGGGAUCGCGUGUGUAUCCUUUGAUGAUGCUACACCCUUCCUGCAGUUGAAAGCGCCACUCACACAGGAAGGCCUAGGUUUGAUUGUGCUUGACCAUGAUGAUCCUCGCCUGCCAUCGCAUGAUUUGGUACGUUUCCCAGCCACCUGCAAAUCUACGGGUGAACCAAUGUUGGUCAUGGGAGCUCUUUUCCAGCUAGGCCAGAAACGAGUUCACAGAGCAACACCACAAUCCGCAACCAAGAUUGAGGAAGUGGAAACACGUGUCAUCCGUGCACUGGUGUUUCAGGAUCAGACCAAACUCAAAUGGACCGAUAUCACGGACAAGCCGGUGCGAACUUUGUUUGCUGAAAGUGAGUUCACCGCAAAUCCCGAUUCCAUCGUUGACGUUUGGGACCGCCAGUAUGUGACAAAACAGUACAAACGAUGCAAACCAGAGGAAGCAGAGAUCUUCAUUGUCACUUUCCGUGUCAAGUGUCCUGCCCAUGAAGUCAUCCUAGACGCCAGCGGUCAAGCAGGGAAGUACUUUGAACCGCGUGAUCAUACGGGUAGAACCCAUUGUGAAUUUGCAAAGGAUAUCCAUGAACAACACCGCCCAGACGUGGAUUACAUGGCAGGAGAACAGAUGACCACAUACCGUGUUGGACCACUGCCUUUUGGUACCACCAAGAGCUCUCUACAGAAGCUCUACAAGGAGUGGGGGUGGACAGCACGCCCCGGCCAACCUCUGGGACAAAGUAUUGGGCAGGAAGGUGUCUUCUGGUCAACCCAAUCCAGUGAAAACCCUUCCCACUGGGUAUACUCCCUGGAACAAGGAGAUAUUUUGAUCUCACCGAUCAAACCGCACAAAACUCAGGCCAACAAAGUUCCCAGCCAAGGUUUGGUAGCGUCCAGACGGACCAUCCAAUCAAUGACACAGGUACCAGAAACAGACAAGAGCAAACCUGCCACAGAUCCAUGGCUGCAAGCCGACCCGUGGAGUCAAGGAAGUGGUUUUCCUCAUGCCUUGACACCUGCCCAAUCUGCCGCCAUCGAAGCAUCCGUUGCCAAACAUGUCACCGCAAACAUGAAGCCCCACAAAACCGGGGAUGUGGAUAUGGAAGGGGUGAAUGAUCAGAGGGUUGAUGAGUUGGAAACGAAAGUCCAAACACUGCAGCAUAAUGUGAACCAACUGACAUCCAACCUGAAUGCCUUCCAAUCCCAACAACAACAGCACAAUGGACAGAUGAGCUCCCAGAUUGUUGCGGUGAAGAACCAAGUGGAUGCACAGCAGUCCAGCCUUCAAAAAAUGCUGGAGUCAAAGAUGGAUGAUCAGAUGAGCAGGAUUGGUGAAGCUUUGAACCCCGGCCCUGUUCAACCAGAGCUUAUCCUAGGAGGGGUCUUCUAUGGAUACGCACAACAAGCCGCCACACAGGAAGGAGACCUGGAGGAGCUCUUCCGGAGAUUCGGUGAUGAGUGGCGGAAACGUUGGGACCGACAUGUGGAGAUGCCAGUUGACUAUUGGGAUCCAGUUGUAGCACACUUCACUAAGAACACACCACGAGGAAAUGCCUCAACGGCACCUUUUUCACUGCUGACCAUCAAAAAUAUCGGGAUGCAGAUGAAAGUACAGAUUGCCCUUUUUGCCAUAACGCAGACAGCCAAUUUCACAGACAUUGGGAAUGCCCAAGCCUGGAAGAUGCCAGAAAAUCUAUGCCUGAACACCACCGCCAACUGGCCAUGCAGUCGCACCCUGCCAACCUCUGACGUCUUGCAGUUCUGGUGCCCUUGUGUGACGGUCAUGGUAAGUCCAGAACGAACAGCCGCAAUUGACCAACAACUCGCGAGCUGCCGUGCACGAUACGUGGAGUGGAAGGAUCUCGAUUUCUUCGGCAUGUAGAAGUUUUGGGGGCUCAAUGUAGUCCGCUUCGGCCGUCUACUUUGAGAUCAGCAGGAAAAGUGAUGGGAAAAGUGAG
This is a messenger RNA of Cladocopium goreaui, 2716 nucleotides long. NCBI's taxonomy places the organism in Eukaryota, Dinophyceae, Suessiales, Symbiodiniaceae. The record is from the annotation of a GenBank genome assembly.